UGUGUGCCCCUGACCUGCUGUCUUGUCCCUGCAGCCCCGGGCCUGCGCCUGGCAGGUGGGCGCAGCCGCUGCGAGGGCCGCGUGGAGGUCCUGCACCAGGGCGUGUGGGGCACCGUGUGCGACGACCACUGGAACAUCCGCAACGCACGCGUCGUGUGCCGCCUCCUGGGCUGCGGUCGCGCGCUCAGCGCCCCGGGGCGCUGCCCCUUCGGCCCAGGCUCAGGGCCCAUCCUGCUGGACGACGUGCGCUGCGCUGGCACCGAGGACGCGCUGGGGAGCUGCGCCCAUGCUGGCUGGGGUCGCCACAACUGCCGACACCGCGAGGACGCGGGCGUGCUGUGCGCAGGUCCGGCUGACUCUGUGGUACCCAAGGGCAAUGCCCAGCUCUCCUGCUUGCCUCACCUCUUCCAAGUCACCAUUGACCGAGGCUAUCUCCGGAGGCUGGGCUACUCCUCCUGGGACAUCCACUUAAAUGAUGAGCUGUGUCGCCCCCAAGUUAGGGGGCGAUACCUGAUCUUCAGCAUUCCCUAUGGCCGCUGUGGAACCGUCAGACAGGAAAGCAUCAGCUCCCGCAGCUACUCCAACUCCAUCAGCGGCCGCAUUCAGGGCCACCCUGGCCGAGUCAUCGUGCGGCACAAGGUGCCUCAGCUGAAGUUUACCUGCAGGGUGGACGGCUCAUCAGCAGUUGAAAUUGUUCCCGGGGCUGAUGUCCCACGGGAGGGUACCAGCUAUGAUGUAUCCAUAUCGUUCCUCGAGUCACCCGUGGCCCAGCAUGUGGGACACAGGGGGCCACCCUAUGCCAGUCAGAGGAAAGAGGUCUUCCUCCAGGCCACGCUCCACAGCACUGAGCCCAACCUGAGGCUAAUUGUAGAUACCUGUGUGGCUUCUCCAGAUCCCCGUGAUUUCACAACUGUCAAGUAUGAUUUGAUCCAGCAAGGGUGCAUCAAAGACAAUACCUAUGUCAACCUCCAUUCCCACCAGAAGAACGUGGCCCAGUUCAAAUUCAACGCCUUCAGCUUUCUCACCAGCUACGAUGUUGUCUACCUGCAGUGUAAGGUCACCGUGUGCAAAGCGGGGGAUCGUUCUUCCCGCUGCUCCCAGGGCUGUGCGGGGCGGAGCAAGAGGGGUGCAGGCCCCAGGGAGGCCGCAGGGGAGCAGGUGGAGCAUUUCCAAAUGGUGGGACCACUGGAAAUCCACAGAGGAACUGGGCAGAGCAAGACCCUCGUGUGAUUUAUCCAGUUUUCACACGAAUCUGUUAGAAAUUAGAAAUGAAAUCUGUUUCUCUUCAGUAAAAUAGUAAGUUUGACAAAACAGAGAAUGUCCACAUAGAGACAGGUAAAAGAAACAGCUAAAGAUUGAUAAAUAAUCUUCUCUGAUCUCCAAACUUCUGAGGCAGUCACUCCCUUGGCAAGGUAGGAAUGUUGCAUUUUCUAAUUCUUCACUGUCAAGAACUUGAUCUUGUCUUAAACAGUACAGAAUGCCAUGACGAACAGUUACCUCUCUAUACCGCAUUGCCACCUUAAACAUUUUUUUCAAUUGACUCUUUGAUAUUCAGAUGCUGUUAGCUGGGUCCUUUUGUUUCUGCGGUGUGAGAAUUUACCUGCAGAUCUUGCCAAGAGUCUUAUAAAAAAUAAACUGAGUAUCUGUCAGGA
This is a messenger RNA of Manis javanica (Malayan pangolin), 1652 nucleotides long. The record is from RefSeq and is a predicted model, not a curated record. Lineage: Eukaryota; Metazoa; Chordata; Mammalia; Pholidota; Manidae.